AUGAAAUAUAUCGCGGACGAGCUAAAGCCCAUGUGUGCUAAGGUCUCCACCAUUCUUGGUCUAGAGUUAUUGAGCUCUAGCCAUGACAUUGGUAAUGUUGCCUCUACAAGUAGACCCAUAACCACUUCACAAUCUUUAGAGCCUAGAUUGCAUGGGAGGGAAUGUCAGCAGAACGAUAUUGUCCGGGAAAUUAUAAUGGGUGGAGAUCUCACCAUUAUUCCUAUAGUUGGUCCAGGAGGCAUAGGAAAGACAACUCUCACUCAGUACAUAUACAACAGCAAAGAAGUGCAAGAUCAUUUCAAAAUAAGAGUUUGGGUGUGUGUAUCUACCGACUUUAGUGUGUAUAGGUUGACACAAGAGAUUGUGCGCUCCAUCCCUAAAGCAGAAGGCGAACAAAAUGAUAGAGAAAGUAAUGAGUUACAAAACUUGGACCAACUUCAGAAAUUAAUUGAAAAAAGGCUGAAAAAUAAAAGAUUUUUAGUAGUUUUGGAUGAUAUAUGGAAAUAUGGUAAUGAAGAUGAGUGGAAAAGAUUCUUAGUUCCCUUUAAAAAACAGAAAGGAAACGGUGAUACAGUUCUAGUCACAACCAGAUUCCUUGAAGUAGCUAAAAUGGUUAAGACAGGAGAUAAAUUGUUUGAACUAGAAGGUUUGAAACCGGAAGAACAUUGGAGCCUUUUCCUAGCAUCUGUGGUUGAUAAAAUUGAUCAUGAUUUGGACUUAAUUAAAAUCGGGAAAAAGAUUGUAGAAAAAUUGAAGGGCUCUCCCCUUGCGGCAAAAACAGUGGGUAGAUUGUUGAGAAAAAAUCUAACUGUAGAACAUUGGACAAGAGUUCUUGAAAGUAAAGAAUGGGAAUCACAGACCAGUGAUCAUGAUAUCAUGCCCGCACUAAAGCUUAGCUAUGACUACCUCCCUUUUCACCUGCAGCAAUGCUUUUCCUCUUGUGCAUUAUUUCCGGAAGAUUACAAGUUUGACUGCGAGGAGCUAAUUCACUUCUGGAUAGGACUUGACAUUCUACGCCCAGAUAAAAGAAUCAAAAGAACUGAAGAGAUAGGGCUUAACAAUUUGAAUGACUUAGUUAAUUAUGGAUUUUUCAAAAAAGAAAUAGGUGAUUCCGGUACACACUAUGUUAUGCAUGAUCUGCUACAUGAUUUAGCAUUGAAGGUUUCCUCACAAGAAUGUCUACAUAUAGCUUUUUCUAUUCCAAGAGAUGUAGAAAUUGCACCAUCUGUCUACCAUUUGUCCAUUAGUAUGAGUGAUUCUGCCGAUAGUAAGGAUGGAUUUGUGGAAGAAAAAUUUAGGAGAGUUUUGGAUAAAUUAAGGAACAUAUUGAAUUUUAAGAACCUGCGCACUUUGAUGUUGUUUGGAAACUAUGAUGCAAUGUUUCUUUGUAUAUUUGGUGCUUUAUUCAAAGAUACAAAAUCGUUGCGUGUUGUAUAUUUGUCAACAAUGUGCUACCCUGUGGAGUCUCUAUUGCACAACAUCUCAAAACUUGUCCAUCUUCGCUGCCUACGGGUUGCAUCAACGUAUAGUAUUCAAAAACAUUUACCAAGGAGUAUAUCAAGAUUUUAUCAUUUAAGGGUACUAGAUAUAAGUGGCUGGAAUGGUCCUCAUAGUCCGCUCGGAGAUAUUGCAAACCUUGUAAAAUUGCGUCAUUUUCUUCUCCCACCUUAUGCUUGUGAUGAUGAAUAUAGUGAAUUUCAUUCGAAUAUUUGUAAUGUGGGAAGACUGCAUAACUUACAAGAACUACGGAGUUUUGAAGUUAGAAGAGAAAGUAGUGGUUUUGAACUAAGGGAGCUGGGGAAACUAGAAGAGCUAGGAGGAUCACUUGCCAUCCAUAGUCUUGAGAAAGCAUUAGCAAAUGGGGCACAUGACGCAAAACUAUCAUACAAAAACCGCUUGCACAAAUUAACACUCAGUUGGAAGAAAGGCCAACCUAAUGUGAGUCCUGACUUAGAAGAUCAAGUACUGGAAAGUCUACGGCCACAUAGCAAUCUUCAUGAUCUAUGCAUUGAUGGGCAUGGGGGCCCUACUUGCCCUACAUGGCUGGGUACAAAUCUGUCCACCAAAGGUCUGGAGGCUCUCCGCCUAAAGCACACAGAUUGGGAAUUCCUUCCACCCCUUGGAGAACUAUAUCUGAUUCGUGAGUCUGGAGAAGAGUAUUUAGGUUGCAUCAGAGGCACAUGCUUUCGUAACUUGAAAAGGGUAGAACUCAUUGGGUUGCCAAGAUUUAGUAGAUGGGCAGCAAAUGAUGUUUGCCCUUGGUACUUUUCACUUAUAGAAGUACUCGUUGUGAAGGAUUGCCCUGAACUAACCGAGUUACCAUUUUCAUCUUAUACCAGCUGCUGCCCGCUGGAAAGUGAUUCGAAUGUGACCUGUUGUCGCUGCCUCCUAUUCCUUAUAGUCACACUUUGUGCUCUGUUAUAG
Triticum turgidum subsp. durum (durum wheat) is the source of this 2424-nucleotide messenger RNA. The record is from the annotation of a GenBank genome assembly. NCBI's taxonomy places the organism in Eukaryota, Viridiplantae, Streptophyta, Magnoliopsida, Poales, Poaceae.